ACCCGCCGGGUCUAGGUAUCGGGGCCCAUUUGCAUCUCCCACCGCGGUUUUGAUCGCGACGGACGGCGAGCCUGCCUGCCUGCCAGCCAGCCAGCCUUAAACCCUACUCGCCCAAACCCACGAGCCCCCCGCCACGCCACCAUGACCGCCGCCGCCGCCGCCGCGAAGGCCGCGGCCGCAACCAUCUCCGCCGGGACCGUCGCCGUGCUCCGCUCCGAGCGGGCCCACGCCGAGGGGGGCGCUGCGUUCCGCUUCCCGGGAUUCUCCUCCCCCGCACCUCCCCCCGCCGCGUCGCCGCCGCCGUCCCCUGCGCCGGCGGACGGACGGCGCGCGGAGGCCCCGGAGGAGGCGCCCAGGGUCUCGAAUCAUUACCCUCGCACAAGCGCGCCGGGGUUCGAUCCCGCCCCGUUGGAGCGCGGGGUCGAAGCCAUAGAUAAGCUCAAGAAGUCACCGAACCCCAAAAAGUUGUUCGAGCUGAUGAAGAAGCAGGAGGAGACGCGCCAGCAGGAGAUCAUUGCGAAGAAAGUCGAGUAUCAGAAGGCGGUGGCCGAGCUCGAGCUUGAGAAGAAGCGGUUAGAUUAUGACGAGAGGAAAAAACUUGCACAACAUCAAGCUCAAAUAAAGUCACAGAUGGCUCGAUAUGAGGAUGAGCUAGCAAGGAAGCGAAUGCAGGCGGAGCAUGAGGCACAGAGGGUUAGGAACCAGGAGCUUGUGAAGAUGCAAGAGGAAUCUGCAAUAAAGCAAGAGCAGAUACGACGUGCGAUUGAGGAGCAAAUCCAGGCACAACGGAUACAGGCAGAGAGGGAAAAGGCAGCAAUAGAUAGGGAAACUACUAGGUUGAAAGCACUUGCAGAGGCAGAGGGGAAGUCACGUGAAAAGAUACUAUCUGAAGAUGUGGACAGGCGUAUGCUUGUGGAGCGGGCAAAAGCUGAGAGGGAGAAGUGGACCCAAGUGAUCAAUGCAACCUUUGAUCAUAUAGGAGGUGGUUUGCGAACAAUAUUAACUGAUCAGAAUAAGCUAGUUGUAGCAGUGGGAGGUGUGACAGCACUUGCUGCGGGGAUAUACACAACGAGGGAAGGUGCAAGAGUAGUCUGGGGCUAUGUUGACCGUAUUCUAGGUCAGCCAUCACUUAUAAGGGAGUCAUCACGAGGGAGGUAUCCUUGGUCUGGUGCCUUCUCUCGUGGCAUGAGUACCAUGACUAGCAAACUGAAGAAUGCAAGCGACUCAGGGAAGAAUGGGAAUGGAUUUGGUGAUGUUAUUCUAAAUCCUUCUCUCCAAAAGAGAGUGAAGCAGCUUGCUAAUGCCACAGCUAACACGAAGCUUCAUCAAGCUCCUUUUAGGAACAUGCUUUUCUAUGGGCCUCCUGGCACAGGGAAAACGAUGGCAGCAAGAGAACUAGCUUGCAAAUCUGGAUUAGAUUAUGCAUUAAUGACUGGUGGAGAUGUUGCACCAUUGGGAUCACAAGCAGUCACCAAGAUUCAUCAGUUGUUUGAUUGGGCAAAGAAAUCUAAUAGGGGUUUGCUCCUCUUCAUUGAUGAAGCUGAUGCUUUUUUGUGUGAACGGAACAAGACCUACAUGAGUGAAGCUCAAAGGAGUGCCCUGAACGCCCUCCUUUUCCGCACAGGUGACCAAUCCAAGGACAUUGUCCUUGCACUUGCCACCAACAGGCCUGGUGACCUUGACUCUGCUGUUGCUGACCGUAUCGAUGAGGUCCUUGAGUUUCCCCUGCCUGGGGAAGACGAGAGGUUCAAGCUUCUGAAGCUAUACCUCGACAAAUACAUAGUGAAAGCUGGCGACAAGCAUGAGAAGAGCUGGCUCAGGUUCUUCCGCCGCCAGCCGCAGAAGAUAGAGGUGAAAGGCAUCACGGAGGACUUGAUACGGGAGGCAGCUGCCAAGACCCAGGGCUUCUCUGGAAGAGAGAUCGCUAAGCUAAUGGCGAGUGUCCAGGCGGCGGUGUAUGGGAGCAAGGACUGCGAGCUCACUCCAGGCCUGUUCCGUGAGGUCGUUGAUUACAAAGUCGCCGAGCACCAGCAACGGAGAAGAUUAGCUGGUGAUGAGAAGAAGCAGAGUGCGUAGGACGACUCAUUUUUGCAUCCGUCCUGUAGCCAUAUAUACUAUAUUUAUUUCUGGAGAGAUUACCUCGACGGGGUAGGCGUUUAUCUUCUUCGUCGUCGAGUUAUUCUCUUGCUGCAGUCCUCACCGCAACAGGGGGUCUUUGGUGGUAGGCGAUGAAAAGAGAGGAGGACAUCUACAUGUGGUAGGCUAGGCAUUGUUUUACAGUUUUAGUAGUUCCGACUCACACGUGAGACCCUGAAUCAAUGGACGGUUUCUUCCAUGUGUGA
This is a messenger RNA of Phragmites australis (common reed), 2342 nucleotides long. RefSeq lists its product as uncharacterized. Gene Ontology annotation, molecular function: zinc ion binding; ATP hydrolysis activity; ATP binding. Gene Ontology annotation, biological process: mitochondrion organization. The transcript has 7 exons. Lineage: Eukaryota; Viridiplantae; Streptophyta; Magnoliopsida; Poales; Poaceae. Gene Ontology annotation, cellular component: mitochondrion. Bases 142 to 2076 code for a protein of 644 amino acids. The record is from RefSeq and is a predicted model, not a curated record.